UAAUCUGGAACUGUGUGUGUGUUGAUAAACAUAUUGGAAACUUGAUAUCAGAUAAGGAGCCAGGUAUAUAAAUGUGUGUUUCUGGGGAAUAAAACAUACACACACAUACACAAUCAGCAGUCAUGAAGGCAGCUUUCUUGCUUCUGCUUGCAGCCGUAGGAGCCUACGGCCAGUCAUGCUACGGUGCUUGUGGUAUUUUCGACACUAACCUUGAGUGUCAGUGUAACGUUGCUUGCACUGACUACGGUGACUGCUGCGAGGACUACACCGAGAUCUGCAUGUCGUGUGCUGACCGCUGUGGGGAAGAGUACUUAGACACCAAGCCUUGUCAGUGUAACGAGGGUUGUCCUGAUUAUGAAGACUGUUGUAGUGACUUUGAGGAGCUCUGUGGAGGAUCAGAUGUGGUGACAGAUGAUGAACUGAGAGCACUGACCGAGGAACUGUUUGCUGCCGAGGUGAAUGCUGUGGGUGACCAGCUAACUAUAGAUCUCCAGGGUGAAGGCACCUCAGGCGAUCUAGCUUCUGGGCCAUUGUUCACAUCAGUACCUGAGUCAGCCUUGAGCGGCCCCACCAUCAGCCUCCUUCGGCAAGUACAAGACAACUACAUCCCCCAGGUGACCAUUCCAGAGGAGGAAGACGCUGCUGAGAUCGCAGAGCAGGACGCUCUCCUGGACGCUAUGAUGAAUACACAAAUCAUGAAGCUUUCUGAGAGUUUCCUCCUAGAUAAGGGUCUCCUGACGGGCAGUUUGAGAGACAAACUGGAUGAGAUCUGGUUCACCCUCUACACUAGGUCUGGGGGACCAGUCGGCUCCUCAGGGUUCGAACACUCCUUUGUUGGAGAGCUUAAAAACGGUGAAGUCAGCGGCUUCCACAACUGGGUGAAUUUCUAUAAAGAAGAAAAAGAAGGUAAUCUUAACUACGAGGGCUGGAGCAAGGUGAUUAACCUUGGUACCAAGGUACAGCUUAUAGGAGAUCACUUCGAGUGGAUGUCCGAGCCCAAGAAGAUCGGUUCAAUGUUCAUAGGCACGUCGCCAGAGCUCGAAAUGGCCACCUACACCGUGUGUUUCCUGGCGAGGCCUGACUCCCUCUGUCCUGUUCAGAUGAACGGUCAGAAGUUCCAAGUCCAAACCUGGACACUCAGUUCCAAUGGCAAAAUUCUUGUCGGGAGCGCCUACCCGGAAGUUUAAGAAGGCUAAUGUGUGAAGGAAACUAAAACCAAAAAUUAAAUUUACUGACAUGUGCAUAAAAUAUAAAAAAAAUA
Messenger RNA from Cherax quadricarinatus, 1261 nucleotides. RefSeq names its product uridylate-specific endoribonuclease. Lineage: Eukaryota; Metazoa; Arthropoda; Malacostraca; Decapoda; Parastacidae. Gene Ontology annotation, molecular function: RNA endonuclease activity. The record is from RefSeq and is a predicted model, not a curated record.